Molecule: messenger RNA, 2141 nt
Organism: Xyrauchen texanus (razorback sucker)
Lineage: Eukaryota; Metazoa; Chordata; Actinopteri; Cypriniformes; Catostomidae
Product: N-acylneuraminate cytidylyltransferase A-like
Exons: 8
Coding region: 188-1699 (503 amino acids)
Molecular function (GO): N-acylneuraminate cytidylyltransferase activity
Source: RefSeq, a predicted model, not a curated record
UCAUCUAUGGUCAUAACAUCCUUGUUCAUUGUUUACUUGGGCAGCUCAUUGAAUCUGAGUGAACAAGUCACCGUGAAACCUCUGCUUGGAAUAUUUGAACACUUUUAUUUGCCCAAUAAUCCCAUCCAUACGCUUGGGAGUUUCUCAUCCGGUGCAGUACACACAUAUUGAUUGAUUUGAGACAGAAAUGGCCUCAGCAGAGCCUCGAAUUGGCCUCGUCUGCGAAAAUGACUCGAAUAGCAUCGUCGGCGAAACGGCCUCGAAUAGAGUCAUCGGCGAUACGGCUUCGAAUAGCCUCGUAAACGAAACGGACUCGAAUAGCCUCGUAAACGAAACGGACUCGAAUAGCCUCGUCAACGAAACGGCUUCGAAUAGCGUCAUCGGCGAUACGGCUUCGAAUAGCCUCGUCCGCAAACGAGCACUACAUGAAGACAGUCAUGGGAAUAAUUCCAGUUCAAAACGAAGGAAAGACAACUCGGAUGAUUCAAGAAAAAUAGUUGCUCUUAUCCUCGCCCGAGGAGGAAGCAAAGGGAUCCCUCUGAAGAAUAUCAAGAUGCUGGCAGGUGUUCCUCUGAUCGGAUGGGCCAUAAGAGCAGCAUUGGAUUCGGGGGUCUUUGACAGUGUUUGGGUGUCCACGGAUCAUCAUGAGAUCAAGAGAGUGGCUGAAGCUUGGGGUGCCAAAGUGCACAUAAGGAGUCCAGAGGUGUCCAAAGACUCCUCAAGCUCACUUGAGGCCAUUCAAGAGUUUGCUAGACAGAACACAGAUGUAGAUCUCAUCUGUAACAUUCAGGCAACUUCUCCUUGCCUGCACCCCUACCAUCUCAAAGAGUCCCUGGAGCUUAUGACCAAACAAGGGUUUGACUCUGUCUUCUCUGUGGUCCGAAGACACCACUUUCGAUGGCAAGAGGUCAAGAAAGGAGGGUGUAUUUGCACAAAACCUCUGAACUUGAACCCAGCUUGCAGACUGCGCCGUCAGGACUGGGAUGGAGAGCUGUGUGAAAACGGCUCCUUUUACUUCGCAACCAAAGACCUCAUAAAUCGAGGGCUUCUUCAGGGUGGAAACACGACAUACUUUGAGAUGUUGCCCGAGUACAGUGUGGAUAUUGAUGUUGACAUAGACUGGCCUGUAGCUGAACAGAGAGUGUUGAGGUUUGGUUACUUUGGUAAGGACAAGCCAGAGGUUGUGAAGCUCCUGCUAUGUAACGUGUCUGGAUGUCUGACAGACGGUCAGAUCUACUUGUCAGUGAGGAAAGAGGAGAUGGUUUCCAUCAACAGCAGAGACCAGUACGGCAUCAAAAAGCUCAUGAGAGAGGGAGUGGAGGUUAUUUUGUUGUACUCCCAAGAAGACUGCAUUCCAAAGGCCUUAGCUGACAAACUUUCUAAUAGAAUGGGCUGUAAAGUCUUGCCGGUGGAUGACAAACUAAAGGAGGUGAAGGAACUGAUAGAGGAUAAAAAACUGGAGUGGAAUGAGGUGGCUUACUUAGGGAACGAUGAGCCAGAUGUGGAGUGCCUGAAUCUGGCAGGGCUAAGCGCAGUACCCCUGGGCGCCCCAGUGGAGGCGCUCAACGCUGCAAAAUACUCCUGCUGUAAUGCAGCAGGUCACGGGGCUAUGAGAGAGUUUGCUGAACACAUCCUGCUGCUGAAAAAGAAGGCCAAGUCUCAGAUGGAGCAGGACAGAAUUUGUAGAAACACAUUCUAGGUGCCAUUUUACUGUGGAGGUUCAGUUUAAAACAUGGACGGAAAUUGAAAUUUGAAAUUGUUUUCUAAAUUUUUAUAUUUAAUUAUUGUAUUUGUUGCCAAUGUAAAGAUGAAGAAUCAGUGUAUUUAAAGUAUUACAUGUGUGCUUAAACUUUAACAAUAAAACUGUGAUGAUUAUGAUGGUGAUGGAUAUCCUUUGGUGUUUCUUUUAACAGUAAUGUGUAAGUGUGGGUGUGUGUGUGGGUGUGUGUAUAUAUAUAUAUAAUAUUAUAAUUAUAUAGAAUACUUUUUUUGAUGAAUGUAUUUCUCUGUCUAAAUAUUUAAUUAUUGUAUUUGUUGCCAAGGUAAAGAUGAAGAAUCGGUGUAUUUAAGAAUUACAUGUGUGCUUGAACUUUAACAAUAAACCUGUGAUGAUUAUGAUGGUGAUGGAAAUAAAAAUUAUU